Mucor velutinosus is the source of this 891-nucleotide messenger RNA. RefSeq lists its product as uncharacterized. Bases 1 to 891 code for a protein of 296 amino acids. The record is from RefSeq and is a predicted model, not a curated record. Gene Ontology annotation, molecular function: ATP binding; ATP hydrolysis activity. The transcript has 3 exons. Lineage: Eukaryota; Fungi; Mucoromycota; Mucoromycetes; Mucorales; Mucoraceae.
AUGUCUACCAAUAAAUUUAACAAGGAUUACGAGCACUCUGUUAACGUAGCUGAUCUCUAUUUUACCUAUGGCGGUCCUCCCAUCAUUGAUCAUUUGGAUUUACAGCUAGACGCAGGCAAUCGUUGUAUUUUAGUAGGUGCUAAUGGUGCAGGAAAAACGACACUAUUGCGUAUCUUGGCUGGUAAGCGCAUGAUUCAUGGUGAUAUCAAAGUGCUCGGCCAAGAUGCCUUCUUGGAUGCUCCUCAGGGCAUCACUUACUUGGGUACAGAAUGGGCCAACAACCCGGUUGUCAAGUCUGAUCUAUCCGUCGAAUACUUGCUCAAGAGCAUGGGUAGUCAUCGCUGGCCUGAGCGCACCGAGUUACUCUUACAUGUCUUGGAUGUCGAUGUCAAAUGGCGCAUGCACCAAAUUUCAGACGGCCAGCGUCGUCGCGUUCAAUUGGUAAUGGGAUUGUUGCAUCCUUGGGAGCUCUUGCUGCUGGAUGAAGUUACAGUGGACUUGGACGUGGUUGCUAGAGCUGAUUUCUUGAACUUUCUCAAGAUCGAAACAGAAGAAAGAGGAUGCACUAUUGUCUAUGCGACACACAUCUUUGAUGGGCUAGGUGAUUGGGCAACUCACAUUGCUCAUGUUGCUGAUGGCAAAUGUCUCUCUAUCAACGACGUCUCCAACUUUCCCGAAUUUGAAGCCAUUAAAGAGAAGCAUAAGCUCGAUCAGCGUAUUGAUUCACCCUUAACAACCUUGUGCUUACAAUGGCUCCGAGAGGACAGAGAUAGACAGCGCAACAUCAAAUCCAUUGACCCAGCAACAGGAUUGCCGCAUUCAAAAUGGGAUGAGAUGAGCGAGAAUAUGAAGAAGAAUGGCGACAAGUAUUACAAUUACUGGAAACGCUGA